GUUCCUACGAACCCAACGGAAGAUGGAAGAGUAUUCUCUCUUUUUUUUUGGUCAGGGAAUUCAUAACAUCUCUGUCUUUGCACGGGAGAAUGGUGCCUUCCCGCCUACGAGCGCUUUUCUCGAGCUCUUACGUCAUAUCCUCCAUCAGACGACACCUACGUUCCUCUCUUCCCUGCUUGAGAAGCUUAUGAUCCUUCAAACCUCUCCCUUGUAUCUUAAGACCAGAUGCCUCUUAUGCCCCCGUAUCCUGUGGAGGGGUAAUCAUCCUUUCUCUCCAUUUCCGCCCCAUUCCGCCACACCUGCAAUCAUUCCUCCGAUCAUGCGCACACUCAUAUAUAAAAUGUCCGACCGAGCCAGAACCCAGGUCUUGCAACAGUCAUCGCGAUGUACUUCAGCACUGUAAUAUUCGUUCUUUUCGGCGCGGUAGCCCAAGUUGCCCUGGCGGAUGAAGUAUCGGAUGCUCUAAGCGCAACACCAACGGCUACGAUCGCGAGUGGGCGAAUCAUUGGUACGACGACAAGUAUCACUGGCCCAAGCGGCUCGGUGGCAGUGAACAAGUUCCUCGGUAUUCCGUACGCUGCUGCACCAACCGGAGAAGCACGCUUCACGCCGCCUCAGCCGCCCGCACAAUGGGAUACUCUUGAAACGAAGGACUUCGGCAACUCAUGCAUUCAAGUCUUCGCACCCCUCUCGAACCGACCCUUCGUGGAAGCCGUCUUUAACUACCCUCCACCUAAGAACGAAAGCGAAGACUGUCUUUACAUCAACGUCUUCGCGCCCAAGAAAGGAUGGGAUCUCGGCAGCCCGCCGUAUCCGGUUAUGUACUGGAUGUACGGUGGGGCGUGGAAGUUUGGGAAUGCCGGGCAGUCGAUGUAUGAUGGGAGUCAUUUUGCGGCGCUGGAGGAUGUUGUUCUUGUGAGCGUGAAUUAUCGGACGAACGUAUUCGGUCUUCCCAUCUCACCGGCUAUAACGAACUUGACAGAUCGCAAUCUCGCUCUCCUGGAUCAACGCGCCGGCCUCCAAUGGGUGCAAGACAACAUCCACCACUUCGGCGGCGACAAAUCGCGCGUCACCAUCUUCGGCGAAUCAGCCGGCGCCUAUGCCACCGACGUCCUCAUCACCAGCUACGCUCCCAGCGCACCCCGUCCCUUCCAAGCCGGCAUCAUGGAGAGCGGUACCUAUGCCUAUCUCCCCAUCCCCAACUGCAACAACAGCGACUACCUUGCUUGGAACACGCUCAUCGCAGCCUUGAACUGCACCGCCGGCGAUGCCACUGCCCAGUUCAACUGCGUCAAGUAUAACCGGACCCACGACGAUAUAAAACUCGCACAGGAAAACGUUACAACGAUCUACAACACGACGAUCACGUUCUCGCACGCAUGCGACAACAUAACUCAUGUCUCAGACCCGCGGACGCGGCUCGAGAACAACAAUGUCGCCGAUGUGCCCGUCGUUCUGGGGACGAACACCGCCGACGGAAGCUUCUACACGAUUCAGUAUGUGUUCAAUACGGCGCGGUAUCUGCAGGAUUAUUUUGGCAAUAAUGAGACGCUGAAGAAUGCGAUUCUGAACGAGUACCCGCUGAAUGAAGAAGGAAGGAGUGACGAGCAGUAUCGCAUGCAGCAGAUUCAUACGGAUUGGUUUUUUCAUUGUCCAACCGUAUGGUACGCCCAAACCUCCACCCAGUUCAAACCCACCUACCGCUACCUCUUCAACGCCACCUUCAACAACACCCGCGUCCAAUGGGCACUCUGGCCCGUCGAGUACCAAGGCGCAUAUCACUCCUCCGAGAUCCCGAUCGUCUUCACCAACCUCAACACGACAAUUGCGCCCAACGACGCCGGCGAAGUGGACCUUUCGAACGCGAUGAGGGGCGCGUGGGCGCACUUCGCCAGAGAUCCUACGACGGCCCCGAUAGGCACCUGGCCGAGAGUUGGCGCUGCGGCGGAUGGGAGGGAUGUCAUGAGCUUUGGGACGGAUACAAAGGGCAUGUAUGGCCCGGUGAACGAUAGUAAUCAUUGUCAGUUUUGGGCCGAUCACGGGUUUCGGACGAGGCAUCUGUGAGUGAGAGACUGCGAUACAAAGGGCUACUUAUAGAUGAUGGGGAAGCAUUUCAACCUAGCGCGAGUUGGCACCACUGAGAAAUACAACUUACAGCAGAGAAGAGACACGGAUAGUCGUG
Molecule: messenger RNA, 2182 nt
Organism: Trematosphaeria pertusa
Lineage: Eukaryota; Fungi; Ascomycota; Dothideomycetes; Pleosporales; Trematosphaeriaceae
Product: alpha/beta-hydrolase
Exons: 4
Coding region: 385-2064 (559 amino acids)
Source: RefSeq, a predicted model, not a curated record